AUGGUCACAAUGGAGAAUUAUCAGGUUGAUGUUGAUGUCUCAGUUGAUAAAGGGAAAAUGGUAGUAUCAGAGUCUGAUACAUCAGACAGUAAAUACAAACCUGAUUAUGAAUCUAGUGAAUGUAAUGAGUAUGAUACGCUGGUUGACAGUGAUUAUGAAAGUGAGAAUGAUAACAUGUCGUAUGAUAGUUAUGUUGAUAAUGAAGCUGAAUGGACUGUUAAUUGUAGGAGAUGUGGUCAAAAUGGGCAUAACAGGAGGACUUCUACUAUUAUACUGCCAAAAGGAAACCACGGUGAAGUGAGCCAAUUUGUUGUGAGCCAAGGUGAAGGGAGCCAAGCUGCUGUUAUCCAAGCUAGAGUGAGUCAACCUGCUGUGAGCCAAUAUGAUGUGAGUCAAGGUGGAAGGAGCUAA
Messenger RNA from Ilex paraguariensis (yerba mate), 411 nucleotides. Lineage: Eukaryota; Viridiplantae; Streptophyta; Magnoliopsida; Aquifoliales; Aquifoliaceae. The record is from the annotation of a GenBank genome assembly.